AUGAACCGCUGCGCGAUUCAACAGAGCAGUUUCGGCGCCUGUGAGGAGAUUUGGGCGGCCGGAAGAUGUAUGGAGAAGAAGGAGACGGUGGUUUGCCCUAAGCCACGGCGGCUCGGCCUUGCCCACGCUACCCUUGACCCUUCUUAUGCAAGACCCCUACGCUGGCAUAUGAGUCAUCAGCAAGAGGAUUGUGAUUCAAGAGCUGGAAAUGAAUUACUGGACAUAAUCCUUGCAAAGGGUAAUAAUUGUGGCAAUUCUGAGCAAACACAGUCGCCCCCUUUUUUCAGCGGGUCACCGCCAGCAUCCGCGACCAUCGCGGCAAAGGUAGUCACGCCCGGCGGUGCUGGAAGUGCUAAAGCCACUGAAGGCUCACCUAUAGGUUCUGAGUUCGAAGGUAAAGGUUUGAAGUAG
This is a messenger RNA of Striga hermonthica, 411 nucleotides long. The record is from the annotation of a GenBank genome assembly. Lineage: Eukaryota; Viridiplantae; Streptophyta; Magnoliopsida; Lamiales; Orobanchaceae.